UUCAUUUUAAAAAAGUGCGUUUAAAUUAAAAAGAAAAUGACGGAUUACCACAAAGACUCUCAAAACGUUUAUCAUAAUUUGUGUGACUGAUUCAAACAGCAAUGAGUUUUGCUGCAUUUAAUGGGAAAGCAGCGGAGCUCAACGAGCGGGUGUUUAAAUUGCUGGAGUCUGUCUGUAUGCCUAUCAAAGAAAAAGGAACAACUCUUUUUUCACAAGGUAGUGUCCCCUUCUACGACACUUCUCUUGUUAUUCACAAAGCUGAAAAAACAUGGACGGAUGAUACCACAGCUGAAAAAAUAAAGGUACAGCUAGAGCAGCGAUAUCUACAUUACGCAAUAGUUCCCCAAGUGGCCUACUACAGAAAUGAAGAAACCGUCAGUUUUGUCUCACCAUAUUUCCGAGGAGGCAGCUUGGAGAAAGCAAUACAGAAAGAAACGGACAAGAUACAGGACAAACCGACUGCAAAACCACAGACGUUAGAUCUGAAUGAAAAGUUAAGAAUACUUUACCAAAUAUGCUGCGCCAUUGAAUAUCUUCACGAGCCACCAGACUGUGACAGAAAAGCUGUAACCCACGGCGACAUCAGCUUGAAAAGGGUUAUUUUGGAUGAACAAAAGAAUUCCCGAUUGUUAUUCUUUACACCCAGUUCUGUCGAAGGAGAUGAGAAGUUUACAAAUGACAAAUCUAAAGAUGUACAAGACUUCAUAAAGGUGCUAUGCGCGGUCUUGAAAGACACUCCUGAGCGAGAAGCUGAACAACUAUUAAAGCUAAAAGCUGAAAAACUAUUAAAGUAUGCCUCAGACAAGGAUGUGACACUGAAAAAGAUCUCAGACAAACUGGAGGGUCUUGUCAGAAGAAAUGACAUCAAAAGGUGGACGCCAUCCCCGGACGCUAAAAAGAAAUGUGAGAUUUGCUGCGUUAAUGAACCCGACAAAAUACAGAUGUGCGUUGGCUGUAUGAGGAACUGGCAAUACAAUCCUGUCAAGUGCCAUAGCUGUAAUCAAGCAAAAAUACAGUCCCCAGUCGGUAAGCCAUAA
Mya arenaria is the source of this 1037-nucleotide messenger RNA. RefSeq lists its product as uncharacterized. Bases 102 to 1037 code for a protein of 311 amino acids. Gene Ontology annotation, molecular function: protein kinase activity; ATP binding. The transcript is spliced from 10 exons. NCBI's taxonomy places the organism in Eukaryota, Metazoa, Mollusca, Bivalvia, Myida, Myidae. The record is from RefSeq and is a predicted model, not a curated record. Gene Ontology annotation, biological process: protein phosphorylation.